Messenger RNA from Colias croceus (clouded yellow), 983 nucleotides. Its product is annotated as 1-acyl-sn-glycerol-3-phosphate acyltransferase alpha-like. Gene Ontology annotation, cellular component: membrane; endoplasmic reticulum. The record is from RefSeq and is a predicted model, not a curated record. Gene Ontology annotation, molecular function: 1-acylglycerol-3-phosphate O-acyltransferase activity. NCBI's taxonomy places the organism in Eukaryota, Metazoa, Arthropoda, Insecta, Lepidoptera, Pieridae. Gene Ontology annotation, biological process: phosphatidic acid biosynthetic process. The transcript is spliced from 5 exons. The coding region runs from base 1 to 846 and encodes 281 amino acids.
AUGUUGAACGCGGUGUGGAAUGUUCUUCUUGUGAUUAUUUUAAUUUUCUUCAUAAAGAAAAUAGUUCAACAUACACCAAAUAAAAUCAAAUUUUAUUUCUAUUUUUUCAUCUACUAUCUCGCAGGAAGUCUAUUAGCAUGUGUUAUUUGGCCAUACUUUUUGCUAAAUCCGAAAAAUGUAAAAAAUGCAAAAGCAGCAGCUGGCAUUUUUAAGUACGUAACAAGACUUUAUGAUCUUAAAUGGGAAUUGCGAAAUAGUGAAAUUCUAGCGGAAGAACGCGGAGCUAUAAUUGUCUCGAAUCAUCAGUCAUCUCUUGACGUACUAGGACUCUUCAACAUAUGGAAUGUGGUAGAUAAGCUAACAGUUAUCGCUAAGAAAGAAGUAUUUUACGUGUGGCCGUUUGGACUAGCGGCUUACCUUGCUGGUGUCGUAUUCAUAGAUCGAAGAGACACGAAGGGAGCUUAUAAGCAACUGAGAGAAACCUCGGAACUUAUGAAGAAAAAGACGAAGAUUUGGUUGUUUCCGGAGGGCACUCGAAAUAAGGACUUCACAAAAUUAUUGCCCUUUAAAAAAGGUGCAUUUUCUAUGGCAAUAAUUGCACAACAGCCAGUUAUUCCAGUUGUUUUUUCACCGUAUUAUUUCAUAAAUAAAAAGAAAUAUAUCUUCAACAAAGGUCACGUUGUGAUCCAAUGCCUUGAUCCCAUAUCCACGGAAGGAAUGACGAUGGAUGACGUGUCCAGACUGACAGAAAAGGUCCAUGAUGUAAUGGAAAAAGCUUAUAAAGAUCUCUCUAAAGAAGUUUUUAGCUCUCUACCAUCCGACUACCCUCACACUUUAGAAGGAUAACUAUUUUGCGUCAAACCACAUUUAUUUGUGUUGGAAACCAAAGACACGUAGUAUUAGGUAGGGGGAACAUAAAAAUGUAUCCCAAAACUUAGAACUUUUGUUAGAAAUAUUAAGUAAAGAAUAAGUUUUAUUAGCUC